Messenger RNA from Meleagris gallopavo (turkey), 4716 nucleotides. NCBI's taxonomy places the organism in Eukaryota, Metazoa, Chordata, Aves, Galliformes, Phasianidae. The record is from RefSeq and is a predicted model, not a curated record.
AUUCCUCUCCCCUCCGUUCUCUAGGACCACGAUGGCAGCACUCCUGUGCCCCGCACCCGGUGCCCCCCUGGCCGCAUUGCCCCUGGGCUCCCCCACACUGCUGUCCCGUGUUCCCCCUGCAGCAUUGACCUCAGCCCCCUGAAGACCCCCCUGGAGCCCUUAGGCAGUGUCACCCCAGACCCCAUCAGCAUUUCAGAGCCCUCUGACCAUGCCACCCUUGUUACAGAUGCCCCAGAGCCCCGAGGUGAUGCCACCUCAGGGCCUGACACCCUGGUGCCCCCAGAUGAUGCUCCCCAAGAGGACAGCCCCCCAGAGACCCCCAGCAGGGCCCCCCAAGAGCCCAGUAGCAGUGCCCCAGGGCCCUUCUUCCCGUUCUCCCCCAGCCUCCUCCCCCCACUGCCUCCUUCUCCAGACCACCCCAGCAGCACUCCCUUGGAGCUGCGUACUCCUGACCCUGCUGGCAGCACCUCCAUGGGGCCUUGCACUCUGGAUACCCCUGGCAGCCCCUCCCCGGGCCCCCCAGGCACCUCCACCCCGCAGGAUACUCCAUUCCGCAGGUGGCGAGCGGCCCCCCCCGAUCUCUCCUGCAGCCCCGUGGCUUCCCAACCUCUGGCUGAGAAUGGGGAUGUGGGUACUCCUCCACAUCACAGCACCUUGGGGAUGGCUGGAUCCCCAAGCCCUGCUUCACCAGAGCAGUGCUCCACACAGAUCGAGGCAGUGGGGUCGGAGCCUGUAGAGUCAGCAGUGACAGCCACCCCGGUGUCUUUGUCUGAGCCAUCCCUGGGGGCUGUGUCCUGGAUAAUGCCACUGGUGUGGCUGGAGAGGACUCUCCCUGCCUCGUCCCUGCUGGAGUCCCUGCGGCACAGCCUCCCCCUGUCUGUGUCGUGGCGGGAUGCUGGCACCAGUGUCACCCCAGUGCCUACUGCAGCUGUCAGUACUGGUGUCACCCCAGUGCCCACUGUACCUAUGGGUACCACCGUAACCCCGGUGUCCACUGUACCUGUGGGGAGCAGUGUCACCCCAGUGCCAACUGUGGCCACAGGCACCAGUGUCACCCCAGUGCCCACUGGAUCCAUUGGCACCAGUGUCACCCCAGUGCCCACUGGAUCCAUUGGCACCAGUGUCACCCCAGUAUCCACUGGAUCCAUUGGCACCAGUGUCACUCCAGUGCCCACCAUGGCUAUGGGCACCACCAUGACCCCGGAGGAGAGGAGUGCUGGCACAUCCAUGCCUGCUGGUGCCAAGGACAGCGCUGCUGAGACUGACUCUCUGCUCUGGCACUGUCCCCGGGAGCAGCUGCGUUUGCUGCCACGAGCAGAGCUGGAGGGGCGGCUGGAGAGCACCCUGAUCAUCAUCGAGGCGCUGUCACUGCAGCUGCGCGACUGGCAGGACUGCCAGCGUCCACUCCCUGCUGUGGGGCCAGCAGGGCAGAGGGAUGCACACACCCAGACCGAUGUCACCCGGCCCCAGGGGGAGGAGGGGAUUUACCACGGCCUCUACGUGGAGCUGCGGAGGAAGGCGCAGGCUGUGCAGCGGCAGCGUGGAGCAGAGCAGGAGUUGGCACAGCAGCUGGCGCGGGCAGCAGAGGCAAUGGAUGCAUGGACUGGGCAGCGCCGUGCGCUGUGGGAUGUUGCAGACGCCGCUCUGCAGGGCGUGAAGAAUGACCACGCAGCACUGGAGCAGGAGCGGCUGCAGGUGCGUGCCAUGGUGUCCCGGUGCGAGGCGGUGCUGCGCGCUGUCCCCACCAAGCUGCAGAGCUGCCUGCAGGAGCGGGAUGCUGCACAGCAACAAGCGGAUGAAGCCCUCCGUGCUAAGCAGGAGAGCGACGGUUUCCUGGAGGCGUUCCGUUCCCACGCUGCUGCCCAGAUUGGUGCCUGCACGCAGAGCCUGGAGCUGCAGCAGGAGCUGAGCACGCUGCUGGCAGCUGCUGUCCAGCAGCAGGUGUCCCUGGCUGCAGAGGCUCAGCCCUUCCGGGAAUUCAUAGACGUGACCUUUGCCAACCUCCAGGAGGAGCGGGGAGCGCUGGAUGGAGAGCGGGAGCAGGUGCGUGCCCUGGUGUCUCGCUGCAUGACUGCGCUGCGGGACGUCCCCACCAAGCUGCACAGCUGCCUGCAGGAGCGGGAUGCUGCGCUGCAACAGGUGGAGGAAGCCCUCCAAGCCAAGAAGGAGGUGUCCCAGCAGCUGGAGGAGACCCUGGAGGCUCUGCAGGAUGCAGUGGCUCAGGGGGAGCAGCUGGCAGUUACCAACUCACGCCUCAGUACAGACCUGAGCACAGUGAUGAAGCAGCUGGCCAGCCUGCAGCAGGAGCAGGACGCGCUGCAGCAGGACUACGAGGAGCAGAAGGAGAAGAUGAGCCGGCUGACCAAGGAGCGGGAUGCUCUGCAGCGGGAGUGCCGGGAGCUGCAGGAAGCAGCGGAGUGCCGGGAGUUUCUGGACCAGGAGAACCGCAUGUCCCGCAGGCAGCUGAUGGAGGUGGAAGCCAAGCUGCAAUCCACGCUGGCUGAGCUGCAGGAGCACAGCCUGCAGCACGAGGAGCUGCUGGAAGCCCACCAGGGCCUGCAGGAGGAACGAGCCGCCUUGCAAAAGGAGCUGGAGAGCACCAAGGCAGAGCUGCAGGACCUGCAGCUCAAGAGGGACAGGGUGUCCUGGUGCUCAGCAGACAUUGCUGAGAGCAAGGCGAGGCUGCAGAAGCUGGCUGACUGCCUGCGAGCCGCCCUGCCUCAGCAGGAUGAUGAUGAUGAGGUCCCAUCGAGGAGCAAGACCUGGACCCCAGGCUGGAGGACCCCCCGUGGGCCCUGGACCCCCCGCAGCAGUGCUUGGACCCCCGUGUGCCGCACACCUGCCUGCCACACACCGCACCGUGCCAGGGGGUCCUUUGUAGGCAGCGUUCUGAAGGCGGUGUCAGGAAGAGAUGGUGAUGAAGGCACUGGAGGUGAGAGUCUAUCUGCCAGGGAUAGGGCUGUAUCCACACCGAAGCCCCCAGAGCCUGAGGAUGGUCUGAUGGAGCAGGCAGCUGAGCUGCGGGCCGUGGUGUCUGACCUCUCUGUGCUGAGCUCCCGCAUCCAGGAGUUGGAACAGAGCGAGUUCAAGGCACUGCAGGCAGAGAUCUCUGACCUGCAGCUUGAGCUGGAGAAGGUGACAACUGAGAGCCAGGAGCGGAUGGACGCACAGGCUGCCAACAUUGCCAAGCUGAACAAGGUGCUGCAGGGCAAGCUGCAGGUGAAGUUCCCCGUUCGCCCCUCCGCCCGGCAGCAGCAGCUCAAGAUCCUGGGCUUGGUGGCCAAAGGCUCCUUCGGUACCAUCCUAAAAGUGUUGGACUGCGGGCGAGAGAAGGUCUGCGCCGUGAAGGUCGUGCCCAAAGUGGAGGUGCUGCGCCGCGACACUCUUAAGCAGUGCAAGGAAGAAGUCAGCAUCCAGAGACAGGUCAGGCACCCGUUUGUCCACGGCCUUGGGGACAGCUGGCAGGGCCAGCGCCACCUCUUCAUCAUGUGCACCUACUGCAGCACUGGGGACCUGCACGCACUGUGGCGUGCAGCUGGGCGCUUCGCCGAGGCCACCGUCCGCCUGUUUGCUGCCGAGCUGAUCCUGGUGCUGGUGUACCUCCACGAUCUGGGCAUCGUGCACAGAGAUGUGAAGAUGGAAAACAUCCUCCUGGAUGAGAGAGGGCAUCUCAAACUUGCUGACUUUGGCCUCUCCCGACACCUGCGCCGCGGUGAGCGGGCACACACCAUCUGUGGCACUCUGCAGUACAUGGCCCCAGAGGUGUUGAGCGGGGGUCCCUACAGCCACGCAGCUGACUGGUGGUCCCUGGGUGUGCUGCUCUUCGCCUUGGCCAGCGGGGAGUUUCCAGUGCCACCAGCGAGGGACCACGUGGCCAUGCUGGAGCGUGUCAAGGAAAGCAGCUACGCGAGCCCCCCUGCGCUCAGCCCUGCCCUGGGCCGACUGCUGGCUGAGCUGCUGUGCCACAACCCCCUUCGCCGCCUGCGUUACCUCCACCACUUCCAGGGCCACCCUUUUUUCCGGGGGCUGCCUUUCGACGCCGAGCUUCUGCAAAAGGACCCGGUGGCCUUGGCUGUGGCCCCACGCCCCAGCGAGCAGCCUCUGCCCGAUCCUGACACCUUUGACGACUUCGACUGCGACCUCACCGCCACCCCCCGAACCGGCCAUGGCCUGGCUGAGCCUCCGCUGGAGGAACCCCGCAGCACGGAGGGACCCCCGCACCACUCAGGGACACCCCCUUCCCUCUGUACCUCUUCCCACGGGAGCAAUAAACCCAGACCCGACGGUAAUGCUGUGGGUGUCUCCUGCAGGGCUGCGCACCGAGGGCAGGGGCUGGGGGCAAUGUACAAAACUGAGCCCCCCACCAACGCAAACCUUCCAGCUCCGCGCUGCGCAGCACGCCGGCAAUUCCCGUGGCUGGCAUGCCGCCUGGCCAUCACCUGGUGCCGGCAGAAGCUGCAGGCAGAGCUGAAGAUUGGCUCCUUCGGCUUCUUCUGGGCACAGAACAUCAGCCUCAAGUUUCAGCAGGAGCAGCAGACAGUGGAAAUUGAUAACGUCUGGAUCUCCAGUAAACUGAGCCGGGAGCUCCCACGCUACUUUGAGCUGUGUUUUGGUGAAGUGCGAAUCCGCACAGAUCUGCAGAAGAGCCAUGGGCUCCAGCCAUCCUUCCCUGAGGCUCCCAAGGAAGCUGAUGAUGGCUGUGCUGCUGUUGCAUAG